AUUAAGAAAGAAUCUUUCUUGGAAGAUAUUAAUAAUUUGCUCAAUGCUGGAGAGGUUCCAAAUCUUUUUGCACCGGAUGAAAAACAAGAAAUUUGUGAAAGGAUGCGACAGAUAGACCGGCAAAGAGAUAAACUAAAACAAACUGAUGGUAGCCCACUUGCUCUUUUUAACUUGUUUGUUGACCGUUGCCGUGAUCAGUUACACAUAGUCCUUGCAAUGAGUCCUAUUGGAGAUGCAUUCCGAAACAGACUCCGGAAGUUUCCAGCUCUUGUUAACUGCUGUACAAUUGAUUGGUUUCAGACCUGGCCAGAUGAUGCACUUCAAGCUGUAGCAACCCGCUUUUUAGAAGAUAUUGAAAUGUCAGAAGAAAUUAAGAAUGGAUGCAUUGACAUGUGUAAAAUCUUCCACACUUCUACCAUUAACCUGUCUGAGAAGUUCCGCAUGGAGCUACAGAGAUAUAAUUAUGUUACACCCACAUCCUAUUUGGAACUAAUUUCUACAUUUAAAACA
Messenger RNA from Staurois parvus, 510 nucleotides. NCBI's taxonomy places the organism in Eukaryota, Metazoa, Chordata, Amphibia, Anura, Ranidae. The record is from the annotation of a GenBank genome assembly.